Messenger RNA from Toxorhynchites rutilus septentrionalis, 2160 nucleotides. RefSeq lists its product as uncharacterized. The transcript has 5 exons. NCBI's taxonomy places the organism in Eukaryota, Metazoa, Arthropoda, Insecta, Diptera, Culicidae. Gene Ontology annotation, molecular function: nucleic acid binding. The coding region runs from base 1 to 2160 and encodes 719 amino acids. The record is from RefSeq and is a predicted model, not a curated record. Gene Ontology annotation, biological process: DNA integration.
AUGUGUAGAUUGAAGCAAAAGAAGAAAACACCCUCUGGAAGACACGUUCGGCAACUGCAAGACAACGUAUCGAGCUCGACGGAUUCGGAUGACGAAGAACAAUGCGAAUAUGUCGAUAUUGCGAAAGUAGAUAAGAAUGGCUGCAAGGAUUCGGACAAAAUAAUGGUAAAAUUGAAAAUACGAGGCAAAGAACGUCGAUUGAGAAUAUUGAACAUCCAAGUGGAUACUGGAGCUAGGGUGAAUGUGCUGAGCUACCAAGAUUUCAAUCGUCUCGAAACUGGAAGUCAGCUGUAUGAUACGAAUGUAAAACUGCGAUGCUAUUCGGGAAAUAUAAUUAUUCCGAAGGGUAAAGUGGAUCUCGAUGUGCAACUGGAGGACCGAAUCAUAAGACUGCCAUUCAUAGUGGUGAAAGAGAAACGACCCCCACUGUUGUCAUCGAAAGCUGCAAUCGAUCUAGGAAUCAUCAAGAUCCAGGACAUCUACAAUGUCAGCAUUCUGAAAAUAGAAUGUGAACACAUAUUAAGUACGUACGCGGAUCAGUGCAGCAGAAACCGCGUCGGAUUCCAUUGGCCGGAGCUGAAAAUGAAAAUUGGAGAACUGGAACGAAAAAAGAUCAUCGAACCAGUAAACAGACACAUGGAGUGGAUAAGCAAUUUGGUGUUGGUGAAAAGAGGAAAUAAGCUUCGACUGUGUCUGGAUCCUUCAGAACUAAAUCAAGCGAUUAGACGCGCGAAUCAUCAGAUUCCGACAGUGGAGGAAAUGCUGCCUUAUUUUGCGAAGGCUAAAGUUCUCUCGGUGUUAGAUGCCAAGAAUGGAUUUUGGCAGUUGAGAUUAGACGAAAAGAGCGCGGAUCUGACAGCUUUUUCGACACCAAUGGGAGUAUACAGAUGGAAAAGAAUGCCAUUCGGAGUAUCAUGUGCGCCGGAAAUAUACCAGAAGGCGCAGCAGCAGCUAAUAUCGGGACUCAAAGGUAUCAGGUGCCUUGCGGAUGACGUUGUCGUGUAUGGAUGUGGCGAUACUGUUGAACAAGCCAUGUUAGACCAUAAUCGAAAUCUAGAAGCAACAUUUCAGCGAUUUAGAGAACGAGGAUUGAAAAUAAAUCGUGAUAAAAUGAAGAUAGCACUGUCUUCCGUACCGUUUUUUGGUCACAUGCUGACGGAUAACGGAGUGAAACCAGACCCUGCGAAGAUUUCAGCUGUGCUGAAUAUAGCAACUCCAAAAAAUAAGAAGGAGUUAAUGACGUUCCUGGGAUUAAGCACAUAUUUGGGAAAGUUUCUACCGAGGCUUAUUGCCGAAGCUACGAAAACGGAUCAGACACUUGCCAAACUUGUACACAUCCUGAUGAACGGAUGGUCCGAUUGGAAGGAGGAAUUGGACGAUGAUGUACUGUGGUAUAAUGCUAUCAAAAGCGAGCUUUCAGUACAACAAGGACUGAUCUUCAAAUCAGACCGUAUAUUGAUACCAAGAAGCCUUCGACAGCAGUUUAUCGAAAAACUUCAUACAGCACACUUGGGAGUAGAUUACACCAUUCGGGCGGCACGUGAAUCGAUGUAUUGGCCAGGAAUGGCAGAGCAUAUUACGAACUUUGUACGGAAUUGUGAAGUAUACAUGACGUUAAGCGCUAGUCAAGCAAGAGUACCUAUGAGUACACAUCAGAUAACUGAUUUUCCUUUUCAACGUGUAAAUAUCGAUCUCGGCGAAGUGAAGAAGGACGGAAAAAAGUUUCACAUGAUGGUCAUGGCGGAUAGUUUUUCUGAUUUCAUUGAAGUAGAUUUCCUGAACGAUACAAAAACACCAACGAUCAUCCAAACUUGCAAGCGUCAUUUUGCUAGGCAUGGAGUACCCGAGAUUAUCGUUACGGACAAUGGUCCACAGUUUACUAAUGAGGAAUGCAACACAAUCAAGGAAACGGUAAAAAAAUUUAACAGCGCAAAACCGCAGCGAGAUGACCAAAAGAAACUACAGUACAUCUUGACAACUAGGGACGAGGAUACAGUCGCAUCGCAACCCGAUGCUAGCAGAAGAGGAUAUCAGCAAACGUUCACUGCGGUGGCGGUGCUCACCGGUUCGCCGGAAAAAGCGCGCGCUUUUUCGGCAUCACGCCCCUUUCUGGAUCGGCGGAAGCCGUUCGAAAGGCAUAAGCUGUGUGAUAGUGACUAG